CCGCACUCCGGCAUUUCCCGGAACCCGCGGCUGAGGAGCGGCCCCGGCGCUGGGCCCAGCCCGGGCAGGAGGCCAAGGAGCCGCUGCUGCUGCCCCGAACCGCCGGGAGCUCGGCGUGACCGGGACCUGAGGGCGCUGGGGGAAUGUUUGGAUGGAGGAGGAGAUAAAGCCCUGGAGAUCUUGCACGAGGGGAGGCUGCAAACCCUGCCCUGGGAGCUGUGAGCAGGAAAGAGCCGCCCUGAGCCAGGAAGGCAGCUGGAGAUCCAGCCGGAGCUCAGAGCUGGUGGAGAAGUUUCAUGGUGGGGAGAAGCCGCACAAGUGCUUGGAAUGUGGGAAGGGUUUCAGCCAGAGCUUGAACCUGAUCCAGCACCAGGUGAUCCACACUGGGGAACGGCCCUACGAGUGUGAGGAGUGUGGGAAGAGCUUCAGCUGCAGCUCCCACCUGAUCCAGCACCAGGUGGUCCACACUGGGGAACGGCCCUAUGACUGUGGGGAAUGUGGGAAGAGCUUCAGAGACAGCUCUGACCUGAUCCUGCACCAGGUGAUCCACACUGGGGAGCGGCCCUACAAGUGUGGGGAAUGUGGGAUGGAUUUCAUCCAGACCUCCAACCUGAGGAAACACUACAGAAUUCACACGGCGGAAAGGCCCUACCAGUGUGGGAAAUGUGGGAAGAGCUUUAGCCAGUGCUGUAGCCUGAUUCAGCACCAGGUGAGCCACACUGGGGAAUGGCCCUACACCUGCUUGGAAUGUGGGAAGAGCUAUGGGUGGAUCAGUGGCCUGAGAAGACAGCACCAGCGCAUCCACACCAGGGAGAAGCCCUACAAGUGUCCUGAGUGUGGGAAGAGGUUUCACAUCAGCUCCGAUCUCCUCAGACAUGAGCGGAUUCACACAGAGGAGAGGCCCUUCCGCUGCCCCGACUGCAGGAAGGGCUUCAAGCAAAACUCCAAACUCACCAUCCACCGGUGCAUCCACACCAGGGAGAGGCCCUACGAGUGUGGGGAGUGUGGGAAGAGCUUCUCACAGAGCUCAGCCUUGACCAAACACCAACGGAGGUGCCACUAAGGGAAGCCCUGUGAGUUCCCCGAGUGCAGGAAGAGCUUCGUGCGCUGCUCCGGUUCCAUCCCCAUGCGAGGAUCCACAUUGGAUGAUCCUCAGUGACCCCCGUUGGGCAGAGCCCUCGUGAUCCCUUAUUGGAAAUAGACGAGAGAGUUAAACAAUGGAGCUGAUAAAGGGGCCUGAUAUCUGAGGCCUGAUGGAGCAGAAACUGUGGAAGACACAGAUACAGAUAAAGGCUCCCUGGGCAAGAAGUGACCAAGCAGCAUUUUGUGAAACUUUGUGAUAAGAUAAUGUUACCAGGUGACGUGGUGUCAUGAAGAAUGUGUAACCAAUGGGAAAGUGUUACCAAAAAUAGAGCCCUAUAUAAGCUGCAUAGAAAUAAAACCCUCUAUAAACACCUGGCAUACUCAAUAAAAUUGGCUUCUGAUCUAAA
Messenger RNA from Haemorhous mexicanus (house finch), 1490 nucleotides. RefSeq names its product zinc finger protein 239-like. Bases 152 to 1063 code for a protein of 303 amino acids. The transcript is spliced from 2 exons. Gene Ontology annotation, molecular function: DNA-binding transcription repressor activity, RNA polymerase II-specific. Lineage: Eukaryota; Metazoa; Chordata; Aves; Passeriformes; Fringillidae. The record is from RefSeq and is a predicted model, not a curated record. Gene Ontology annotation, biological process: negative regulation of transcription by RNA polymerase II.